GACGUGGCGAAGGCUAGCGAAGGCCCUCGUCACAUCCUGCAGGAGAGGCUUUGUUGUCAUCUGAUGCCCGACACCUCAUUCAAUCCACGACUGGCGUUGAUGACGUCGCAUCAGGGAUGGUUUCACCUAGCAGAACAUGGCUGAGGAUGAGGUGACCCCAGAGCAGCUAGCAGCCAUCGCCGCCGAAAAUGAGGAGCCAGAGCCAGUGAACUACAAGCCGCCAGCGCAGAAGUCUGUGAAAGAGAUCCAGGAGCUGGAUAAGGAUGAUGAGAGUCUACGCAAAUACAAAGAAGUGCUGCUUGGCCCCGGGAUCACUGAAGCUGAUCCAAAUGCUCCCAAUGUCCAGGUGACUCGGAUGGCGCUCGUCUGUGAAAGUGCACCAAAUCCUCUGGUCUUGGAUCUGCAAGGGGACCUAGAAGCCUUUAAGAAGCAGGCCUUUGUGCUAAAGGAGGGAGUUGAAUACAAAAUAAAAAUCAGCUUUAAGGUGAACAAGGAGAUCGUUUCAGGUCUGAAGUAUGUGCAGCAGACGUUCAGGAAAGGGAUGAAAAUCGAUAAAUCGGACUACAUGGUGGGCAGCUACGGACCUCGCCUCACUGAAUACGACUUCCUGACCACGAUGGAGGAGGCUCCCAAAGGCCUGCUGGCCCGUGGCAACUACGUCAUCAAGUCCAAGUUCACCGACGACGACAAGCACGACCACCUGUCCUGGGAGUGGAACCUCAACAUCAAGAAAGACUGGAACGAUUGAGAGGCCUUUGUGUUUCCGGGGGGGGAGUGUGUGAUGGGGUGGGGUGGGGGGGCGGGGUCCAUCCACCCCCCCACCCUCCUCCCUUCCUCCUCCCAUGCUCAUCCUGUGUCCACCAUUUCUGCCUUGUUUGUUUUUACUUUGCAUUUCAUGCCUUAGUUCUGGCCUGUCCGUCUUAACGAACGCACCCCGCCCCACCGUCCUCCUUUCCUCCGUCCAUCCGUCCGUCCAUUUAAUCACUACCUGCACGCCGUCUCAUUGGUUGCACACUACUCUCCCCUGUUCACAGUCCUGCUAUGUAGCACCAAGCCUCCUCACACCCAGCUCUGGUCCUCCUGGUUUUAGCUGCUUGAAGAGAUUAUCCUCCCCUGCCCUCCACCCCCCGCCCCUCCAGAAUGGCGUCUUCCUCUUUCAGUAUGAAGUACAUGUGGACAAGCAACUGUACAAUCAACUUUUGUUUGCCUUUUUUUUUUUUAUAUCUAAUUGUAUCAAUGGUUGUGUAAUGUGACUGUAUUCACAUGUUAAUCAGCUGUUGUGUUCAUAGCUAACCCCACCGCAUCCACCCGCCCCUGCCCCCGCCCCU
Molecule: messenger RNA, 1328 nt
Organism: Fundulus heteroclitus (mummichog)
Lineage: Eukaryota; Metazoa; Chordata; Actinopteri; Cyprinodontiformes; Fundulidae
Product: rho GDP-dissociation inhibitor 1
Exons: 6
Coding region: 137-748 (203 amino acids)
Biological process (GO): Rho protein signal transduction
Cellular component (GO): cytosol; cytoplasm; membrane
Molecular function (GO): protein binding; Rho GDP-dissociation inhibitor activity
Source: RefSeq, a predicted model, not a curated record